Fundulus heteroclitus (mummichog) is the source of this 3628-nucleotide messenger RNA. Its product is annotated as NACHT, LRR and PYD domains-containing protein 12-like. The record is from RefSeq and is a predicted model, not a curated record. NCBI's taxonomy places the organism in Eukaryota, Metazoa, Chordata, Actinopteri, Cyprinodontiformes, Fundulidae. Gene Ontology annotation, molecular function: protein binding. The transcript is spliced from 7 exons. Bases 1 to 2766 code for a protein of 921 amino acids.
AUGAAGAAAUGUCUUCACAGAUGGAGGAAGAGGAGCAUAGUUGGUGAGGAGGAGCAGCGGUCCUGCUGUGCUUUGUGUCAGAAGGUCCUGAUGGAUCCGGUCUCUACCAGCUGUGGACACUGGUUCUGCAGACAGUGCAUCACGUCAUACUGGGUCCAGUCUGCUCCAUCAGGACCCUCCUCCUGCCCCCAGUGUGGAGAAAGACCCAGAACCGGAGAUGGACUGCUGGCAGCCAAUCAGAGCAGCUGUGCUCCAGAUGUUGGUCUGCAGGAGGUUCUAGAGGAACAUAAGAUCAGUCUGAGGAGGAGAUGUGAAUGUGUGACUGAAGGAAGUGAUGAACCAGGAAGUAGAACCCUCCUCAACAGGAUCUACACUGAUCUCUACAUCACAGAGGGACAGAGUGAAGAGGUUAAUACCCAACAUGAGGUGAAGCAGCAGGAGAGAGUUUCCAAGAUCCAGAACCUCCAUGACUCUCCAAUCAGGUGUCACGACAUCUUUAAAGCCUUACCUGACCAACAUGGACCUAUCAGAGUGGUUCUGACCAACGGCGUCGCUGGUGCUGGAAAAACCUUCUCAGUGCAGAAGUUCACUCUGGACUGGGCCGAGGGCUUGGAGAACCAAGAUGUCCGUGUGGUGGUUCUGCUGUCGUUCAGGGAGCUGAACCUGAUCAGAGGUGAGCAGCACAGUCUUCUCACGCUGCUCCAUGUUUUCCAUCCAACCCUCCAGAAGCUCCCAGCAGAGCAGCUGGCUGCCCACAAACAUCUCUUCAUCUUUGACGGCCUGGAUGAAAGCAGACUUUCUCUGGACUUCAACCACAGUCGGCUUGUUUCUGACGUCACACAGAAGUCAUCAGUCGACGUUCUGCUGACAAACCUCAUCAAGGGAAACCUGCUUCCCUCAGCUCUCGUCUGGAUUACCUCCAGACCUGCAGCGGCCAAACAGAUCCCUCCUUCAUGUGUUGCCAGGGUAACAGAGGUACGAGGCUUCAUCGACGCCCAGAAGGAUGAAUACUUCAGGAGGAGGUUCAGUGAUGAAGAGCUGUCCAGCAGAAUCAUCUCCCACAUCAAGACCUCCAGGAGCCUCCACAUCAUGUGUGGAAUCCCAGUCUUCUGCUGGAUCACUGCUACGGUUCUGGAGAACAUGUUGACCACAGAGCAGAGAGGAGAGCUGCCCAAGACCAUGACUGACAUGUACUCUCACUUCCUGCUGGUCCAGAUCAGAAAGAAGAAAAACAAGUACCAUGAAGGACAUGGGAGGAGUCCAAAGGGGCUGGUGGAGGCCAACAGGGAAGUUCUGCUGAAGCUGGGUAGGCUGGCGUUAGAACAUCUAGAGAAAGGAAACAUCAUGUUCUACCAAGAAGACCUGCAGCAGUGUGGUCUGGAUGUCACAGAGGCCUCGGUGUACUCAGGAGUUUGUACAGAGAUCUUCAAGAGAGAGAGUGUGAUGUUCCAGAAAGCAGUCUACUGCUUUGUUCAUCUGAGCAUUCAGGAGUUUCUGGCUGCAGUCUACAUGUUCCACUGCUUCACCAGCAGGAACACAGAGAGGGUGGAGAACUUCCUGGGACAAAAAUACAGUAAAACAUCUCUGGAGGACUUCCUGAAGAGAAUCAUGCAGAAAUCCCUCCUCGGUGAAAAUGGCCACCUGGACCUGUUUGCUCGCUUCCUUCAUGGCCUCUCUGUGGAGUCCAACCAGAGACUCUUAGGAGGCCUGCUGGGUCAGACAGAGAACAGUCCAGGAACCAUCCAGAGAGUCAUCAACAACCUGAAGGAGAUGAACACUGGUGAUAUCUCUCCAGACAGAAGCAUCAACAUCUUCCACUGUCUGAUGGAGAUGAAGGACCUCUCAGUUUAUCAGGAGAUCCAACAGUUCCUGAAAUCAGAGAAUAGAUCAGAGGGGCUCUCUAUGAUCCAGUGUUCAGCUCUGGCCUACAUGCUGCAGAUGUCAGAGGAGGUUCUGGAUGAGUUGGACCUGGAGAAGUACAACACAUCACCAGCAGGACGACUGAGACUGAUUCCAGCUAUGAGGAACUGCAGAAAGGCUCGACUAGUAGGCUGUAUUCUCGCACUGACUGAAUGUGAAGCUGUGGCCUCAGCUCUGAAGUCCAACCCCUCCCAUCUGACUGAACUGGAAAUAGAUGAGAUCCAUGGAGGGAGAACCUUUGCAGACUCUGGAAUGCAGCAUCUCUGCGAGAUCCUGGAGACUCCAGUCUGUAAAGUAAAGAAGCUGAGAUUAUGGAGCUGCAGGUUGUCAGAGAUCAGCUGUUCUCUGGUCUCUGCUCUGAAGUCCAACCCCUCCCAUCUGACAGAUCUGGACCUGAGCUACAACCUCCUGAAAGAUGCUGAAGUGAAGAAGCUCUGUGGUUUUCUCCAGACUCCCCUCUGCAAACUACAGCUAUUGAGAUUGGGGCGCUGCAGUUUGUCAGAGAUCAGCUGUUCUUCUCUGGUAUUGGCUCUGAAGUCCAACCCCUCCCAUCUGACAGAACUGGACCUGAGUGACAAUGACCUGAAAGAUGCUGGAGUGAAGGAGCUCUGUGGUUUUCUCCAGACUCCCCUCUGCAAACUACAGAGACUGAGAUUGUGGGGCUGCAGGUUGUCGAAGAUCAGCUGUGAUUCUCUGUGUUCGGCUUUGAAGUCCAACCCGUCCCAUUUGACAGAACUGGACCUGAUGUACAACAACCUGAAGGAGUCAGAUGUUCAGCAGUUGCAGGAUCUUGUAAAGAGUCCAGACUACAAACUGGAAUCUGUGCAGUGGAAGGAUCGACCUUAGUAGAGCAGAGAAGCUGAGCUGUCCUGAUGAUCCAGAGGUUGAACCUGCAGCAGUUUGAGUUUAAAUUAUUUUUACUAUUUCUACAUGUUUUAUCUUAUCUACUAUGUUCAUUGCAUUUAAAACAUAUUUACUCAUUACUACUAGGAAAUUUUAAGGUUUUAGUUAUUCAGAAAUUAAAGUGUUUUUCAUGUGACUGAUUUUGUUUUUCAUUUAUUACUGUUUUUGUGUUUAUGGUUUUUAUCAUAGAUUUACUCGAGCAUGUAUACCAAUGGUUACCAUUUCAUUUUACUGUAUAUGUGUAUUGAUUUUCUCUGUCGGAACUAUGAUUAACUGUAGUCAGCCACCUGGAGUCCUUACACAUAACUGUACUGUGUGAACUGGUUUGUAUUAUCUCAAAGGUCUUAUAGUUGUUUUGUUUCUCCCUACUCCUCAGCUUAACAAUGUAACCAGGGAUUCCUUUUUGAAAAACAAAGAGAGGAGGCAACGGUGUAUGCUUCAGAGCAAGCAGGGGAAUUGUAACUGAGCAUAUCUCCAUUCGCCCUCCUUGCAAGAUUUAUAACUAAGUUCUCUGUUGUCUCUCUUCCUUGUGUUGUUUAAUGAAUGUUUUAGGUGUUUGAACCUGACUGAACUCUGAGUUUAGAGAUGUUGAUCUUGUUUAUCUGAUCAUGUCUGUCAUUUAGUGUCUGAUAUUCUUUGUCUCUUUGGACCAAUGAGGAUGAAAUGAAAACUAAGCUGCAUUUAAUGGCUCCAUGUAGUUUAGAUCUGAAUUUGAUGAAACUGUAAAGUUGAUCCUUUUUGUCUCUGCAUCAUUUUCAGCCUGUAACCAAGAAAUCUGAAAUAAAGGUCAACUCUAAAGUUUUCA